Molecule: messenger RNA, 2793 nt
Organism: Morone saxatilis (striped sea-bass)
Lineage: Eukaryota; Metazoa; Chordata; Actinopteri; Moronidae
Gene: bin1b
Product: bridging integrator 1b
Exons: 17
Coding region: 283-1605 (440 amino acids)
Cellular component (GO): cytoplasm; plasma membrane; synaptic vesicle
Molecular function (GO): phospholipid binding; tau protein binding
Source: RefSeq, a predicted model, not a curated record
CAGUGAGAGCCGAGACGAUAUCUGAAUCUGUCCCUGUGCUCUGUCUCCAAACCUCCACCUGCUUUUUGUUCAUUUUUUUUACGCAUAAACCGGAUUAAAUUACGCAUUGCGCCUUUAAGAAGCUGUCACCGGGAUUAGAGUUACGCGCAGCGACCCGGAGAGGUUUUACGCACCGUCGGUUUCCAGGGAAGGGUCUCCUUCAGCGACAUUUCUCCCUCUUGUCUUCUCCUCCUUCUUCUCGGGUCCGGACACCGCCGGGGAGCACCUCCACGCCGCGAGGACAUGGCCGAGACAGGGAAAGGGGUCACCGCCGGGAAACUGGCCAUCAACGUCCAGAAGAGGCUCACCAGAGCGCAGGAGAAGGUCUUGCAGAAGCUCGGCAAAGCAGACGAGACCCGAGAUGUGGCCUUUGAGGAGAUGGUGUCCAACUUCAACAAGCAGAUGAACGAAGGCACCAAACUGCAGAAAGACCUGAAAGCCUACCUGACAGCAGUGAAAACGAUGCACGAUGCGUCGCGGCGGCUUCAGGACUGUCUGGCCGACAUGUACGAACCUGAGUGGUUUGGCAAAGAGGAGAUGGACGCGCUGGUAGAGGACACAGACACUCUGUGGUUAGACUACCACCAGAACCUCACGGACAAAUCUGUGACCUGCAUGGACACGUACCUGGCUCAGUUUCCUGAUAUUAAGGCUCGUAUAGCGAAGCGUGACAGGAAGAUGGUGGACUUUGACAGCGCCAGGCAUCACUUCUCCUCCUUACAGAAAGGAAAGAAGAAGGACGAGGCCAAGAUCGCAAAGGCGGAGGAGGAGCUGGGUCGAGCUCAGAAGAUCUUUGAGGAGCUGAACGUGGAGUUACAAGAUGAGCUUCCAGUGUUGUGGGACAAUCGUGUUGCCAUCUAUGUUAACACAUUCCAGGGUCUGGCUGGUCAUCAGGAGAGGUUCCACAGAGAAAUGAGCAAGCUCAGCCAAAACCUGAACGACAUCAUGACCAAACUGGAAGAGCAGCGGCAGCAGAAAAAAGAUGGUACUGCAGCGGCAAAGACAGGAGACGGUGCCAAGAGUGAGCAAGCCAACCACAGUGAAUCAGCCAGCUCACCACCAAAGAAGCCCGGUCCUCCUCCCAGUCGUCCUCCACCUCGACUGACGCCGUCUCCGGACCAGAGACAGCAGCAUGUCGACGAGUGCGAGGAUGACACCUCUGUGCCUGACACUAACACAGACUCUGCCACCACAACGACGCCGCAGCAGUCUGAGCCCUGGUCAGGGGGGAACCUGUUGGACUGGGAUGUAGAGGUAUUACAGCCCAUCACAUUUCCAGCUCCCAAGGCGCCAUCAUGGGCCUCAUGGAGUGCGGUCACCAAUGGCUCGGAUGGCGAACUCCCUCCAGGAUUCCUCUACAAGGUAAAAGCGAUACAUGAUUACGCCGCCACUGAUGGCGAUGAACUGGAACUGAAGAUGGGCGAUAUGGUUCUGGCUUUGGCCUUUGACAACCCAGACGAACAGGACGACGGCUGGCUCAUGGGCGUGAAGGAGUCUCACUGGGUGCAGAACAAAGAUAUUUCAGCCAAAGGUGUUUUCCCGGAGAACUUUACCCAGAAGGUGUGAGGUUCACGCCACAUAAAGAUUCUCCCCUCCUCUUGUGCCCCAAACUCCUCAGAUAUUUAUCUGGUAAAGACACGGUCGAACCGUCACUAAAUGUCUAUUUACACACCAAAAUGUAUCGGUACAUGAUUAGAAAUAUGUACUGAAAUACAAGUACAUCUCAAUGUCUAUGAUACCAAAUGAUUUGUUUGUGCAGUUCAAAACAGUGCCAGUUAGUUUAACUCUUAUGAACACAUUUACACAAACCUAAUUGAAAAAAAAAUAAAUGAUAGAAAAAGUAAGUUUUACCCCGACUCACUACCAUGUGGUAAAUGAUUGUCAAAUUGUACACCCAAAAUUAAGCUUAUUGAUUUGUUUUUGUUUUGAUUUGUUAUUCCUGAAUUAUUUAUACUUUUGCUGAACUCAAAUGAAACAUAAAACAAUGUACUGGCAAUAUUUAAAAAGGACAAAUAAGUCAUGGAUGUACUGUAUGAAUGUCAGAAUAUUUUAUGUUAUGUAUUGUCAAUGGCUGUGGAAAAAAUUAUGUUUUGAGAACUUUUCCCAGUUCCUUGCAUGAAGCCUUUGAUUGUAUCGUAAUUUACUUUGUAACACAACAAACACUGUGACACCAAGUGGGAUCGCUCUGUGAAGUGUGGCUGUGAUUGUCUGAAAGAUGCAGGUGUCCAAGGAUAGAGCCCUGGAGAACACCAUGGAUAUAAACAGUAUAUGUUUGUGGGGCUUUGUCUUGCAUUGUCAAAAUCUAUCUAUAGCAGUUUCUUGGGCUUAUAGGAUUAUCAAAGGGAACAGUAGUUUUUCAUUUAUUUUAUUGGCCAUUUUGAGGACAUGACUUGUUGUGUGGCUUACAUUUUCUAAUGCACAUACGGUUUUAUUUUGAUUUUUGAAUCAUCUUUUCAUUGAUGGAUAAAAAAAACCUUAUCAUCAAACUCAGCUGCUGAUUUUUUUCCUUCGACUUCUUUAGUUACCAGUAUUGACUAUUUACCACUAGUUGUUUUUUCCAGUAAACAGGUUUAGACCACACUUAAUACUUCCAUAACAUCAAAUAAGUCAGUUCAAUAAGUCAAACCAAUGCAAAAGGUAUUUUUACAUUGUGUGAAAUUAUUGAAUAAAGAAUCAGUCCAUGUGGUAACUAAUGCACCAUCUGCUGAAUCAAAUCAGUGUCAUUAAAGAUGAAUAAAACAACAUGUAUCAGUG